AUGGCUGAUAACAUCACUACCGAUAAUAGCCAGGGGGUAGCGACAGUGUCCGCCAGCUACAAGGGCCCCUCGGAUGACAGCUUCGUCGUCAACAGGGAAAUCCCCAUCCCCGCUGCAUCAUCUCAGACUCCCGGUAUUGAGACGAUGAGCUUGGCAGACAAGACCAAUUUCCUCAAAGAUCUGCGGACAUCUGUCGCUGCGGUUCAGGACCAAGUCAACAAGGAACUUACACAGCGCAUGGAGGCCGACAAGGCGCGCGAGGCCGGCACUGCUGCUGCUGCCACUGUCAAUGAGGCCGAGGAGGAACAGAACUACGGAGAAGAGGUUGUGAAUGAAGAUGCUUGA
Molecule: messenger RNA, 345 nt
Organism: Pyricularia grisea
Lineage: Eukaryota; Fungi; Ascomycota; Sordariomycetes; Magnaporthales; Pyriculariaceae
Exons: 1
Coding region: 1-345 (114 amino acids)
Source: RefSeq, a predicted model, not a curated record